Molecule: messenger RNA, 390 nt
Organism: Mercurialis annua (annual mercury)
Lineage: Eukaryota; Viridiplantae; Streptophyta; Magnoliopsida; Malpighiales; Euphorbiaceae
Product: S-protein homolog 5-like
Exons: 1
Coding region: 1-390 (129 amino acids)
Source: RefSeq, a predicted model, not a curated record
AUGAGUUCUUUCAUUAGCACCAAACAGUACUACUACUGUCUCUUGCUUCUUUGUCUACUACAAUUAGCCAUUGCAUCUCGCGACACAACCAUUGUUUAUAUUACAAGCAACGUCGGAAAAGGUGUAGAUCUUAUAGUGCACUGCAAGUCGAAAAACGAUGACCUAGGCAAACACCUUCUGCACGAUCAAGAAACGUUUAAAUUUUCAUUUGUUCCGAAUAUUUGGGGAUCUACAUUAUUCUAUUGCGGAUUUACAUGGAGUGACCAAUUUAAGUGGUUCGAUAUUUACGUAGAAAGCCGAGAUGCCUGCCAAGAUUGUUAUUGGAAGAUUGAACCUAAUGGUCCUUGCUUGCAGCAGGAUCCAGUCGCAUGUUUCCCGUGGAACAAGUAA